AUGCAUGAAAUGGAGGAGGGUGUGAGAUCAGGUGGUGUCCUGAAGAAGAAGAGCUCAUCUGGGUGUUUGAUUAUCAAGAAAAAAGGUGAUGUUUCUGGUAAUGCUGUUGGGUCUUCGCACCAGGGGAAGAAGAGGCCUAGGUUGCAAAUGAGUGACUCAGGGUCAAGUGAUGAUUCCUCGGAACAUGUUCGAAGGAAAGUGAAUGAGCAUGUGCACAAUGGUCCUCCUGUUGUGUAUUCAAGGAGAAGUGAAGAAGAGAGAGAAUUGAGGAGGAAUGGUGAGUUUAUGAGUAGUUUGAAACUGAAUAAUUUCGAUUUGUACGAAUUUGACGAGUAUGACGAAUUCGAUGUGAAAAGAUUGAGGAAUGAUUACUCCCAGAUGUUAAGUGGAAGCUCAAGGGACUUUGGAGGUGGUUCAAGCAGGAGUGCUAUGGUUGAGAAGAGGAAGCAGGCUUACUUUGAUAGUGCAGGUGGCGGAAUGAGUGGCAGGAAUAAAGUUAUUGAUCGUAGUGGUAAAAGAAGAUCAGAUUUUGAGGAAGAUGAAACACAUAUGCCUAUUUCAAUGUUGAAAAUGAAGUAUCAAGAUGAUUCUACUGAGCCAAUUAGAUUACAGGGUAAGAAUGGAGUUUUGAAAGUUAUGGUGAAUAAGAAAAAGAAGAUGGAUUUGUCUUCCAGGAAAAACUAUGAUCGUCAAGAAUAUGAGCACAGAAAGGGUUCAAGGUCUGAAGAUGUCAUCAAGAAGGAUGCUUCUGCUUCAUUUUACUCUGAUUCUAGGAGAGCAGGAAAACGUAUUGCGGUUGCUGAGAGGGACAAUAGUCAGCUGAAAGUGCAAAAACAGUUCCUGGGCAAGAGCAAGAAAGCUGGAGAUUCUGGUUCAGAGAAGAAUGAGCUGACAAUGCAGAAACUUCUGCUUAAUAAAAAUUCCAAAGCCGGAGAUUACGAUUCAGAUGAUGCUGACACAGCUCUUAAGUUGGGACCACCUAGUGUAGAAGCUGGUAGUUCAAGGAAAGCAGUGAAACAUGAAGCAAAGAGAUUGUCGACCCCUGACUAUGUCACUCCUGUUAAAGGCAAGGAAAAGAAGGUUGUUGCGCCGGCUGACAAUGUUACUCCACUCAAAGGUGGUGAAGGAAAGCUUAAGCAACGCGCUGGGAGCACAGAAAAACAACAGUUGCGCGAAAGGAUAAGGGAAAUGCUUAUGAAAGCUGGCUGGACGAUUGAUUAUAGACCUAGAAGAAACAGAGACUACCUGGAUGCUGUUUACAUUUCUCCCAGUGGAACCGCCUAUUGGUCAAUUAUUAAGGCAUAUGAGGCGCUUCAAAAGCAAUGGCGGGAGGAUGACGAAGGUAAACCUGAUUUAUCUUCUUCAUUUGCUCCUUUGUCUGAUGAUUUAAUAAACAAAUUAACCCGGCAAACCCGAAAGAAAAUUGAGGAAGAAAUGAAAAGGAAGAGGAAAAAUGUUGCCGCAAUGAAGAAAUCAAAAAAGGCUUCAGUGAAAGAAUCUGCAGAUGACACUGAUAGUGAUCAGAAUGAUGAGCGGCUCAGUUCUUUUAUUAGGCAAAAUGGCAAACCAAAGAAAAGCAAGCUGCAUGAAUCAAUAAAUGAGAGAGUGGAUGAUUUGAAUGACCAUUCCGAUCAAGAUAAUGUUCAGAAACCAUCCACAACUAGUUCUAGUGUUGUCCAAGGACGCAAAAGCAGAGUAAUUGGUAGAUGUACACUGUUGAUUCGCAAUUCUGAGCUAGGGCAGAAUUCUGAAUCCGAUGGAUAUAUCCCUUAUACUGGGAAAAGAACUUUGUUGUCAUGGCUGAUUGACUCGGGAACAGUUCAGUUGAGUGAGAAAGUGCAGUACAUGAAUCGUAGAAGAACACAAGUGAAGUUAGAAGGUUGGAUAACAAAAGACGGGAUUCACUGUGGUUGCUGCAGCAAGAUCUUAACAGUGUCAAAAUUUGAGCUUCAUGCUGGAAGUAAAUUGCGUCAACCAUUUCAAAACAUCUUUUUAGAGUCUGGGCCCUCUCUGCUGCAAUGCCUAAUUGAUGCAUGGAAUAGGCAAGAGGAAUCUGUGCGCCGUGAUUUCCAUGAAGUUGAUGUUGACGGUGAUGACCCAGAUGAUGAUACUUGUGGUAUCUGUGGUGAUGGCGGGGAUUUGAUCUGCUGUGAUGGUUGUCCCUCUACUUUCCAUCUGAAUUGUUUAGGAAUACAGGUGCUUCCUCCGGGUGAUUGGCAUUGUCCAAAUUGUACAUGUAAAUUUUGCGGAACAAGUGGAAACCCUACUAUUGAAGACUCAUCGGCGAGUGAACUUUCCUUGUGCAUCCGUUGUGAGAAAAAAUAUCACAAAUCAUGUAGUGGUUGGAUGCUUACUUCAGAUGUGAAUGGCAAUGAUCCUUCUGUUUCUUUUUGUGGGAAGAAGUGCCAAGAGUUGCAUGAUCGUCUGCAUAAGAUUCUUGGUGUGAAACAUGAGCUUGAAGCAGGCUUUUCAUGGUCUUUGUUACAAAGAACAGAUUUGGAAUGUGACGCAUCAAGCAAGGGAUUUCCUCAGAGAGUGGAGAGCAAUUCCAAGUUAGCUGUUGCACUAUCUGUCAUGGAUGAGUGCUUUUUACCCAUCAUUGACCGGAGGAGUAAAGUCAAUUUGAUUCACAACGUGCUUUACAAUUGUGGAUCAAAUUUUAGCCGGCUGAAUUUUUGUGGAUUCUUUACAAUGGUUUUGGAGAGGGGCGAUGAACUUAUAUCAGCGGCAUCUAUCAGAAUCCGUGGGCCACAAUUAGCAGAGAUGCCUUUUAUUGGGACUCGCAAUAUAUACAGGCGCCAAGGAAUGUGUCGUCGUCUACUUUCUGCUAUUGAAACGGUCCUAUGCUCUCUCAAAGUUGAACAGUUGGUUAUUCCUGCGAUUUCUGAGCAUAUGCACACAUGGACUGCGGUUUUUGGUUUUAAACAACUUCAACAGUCAGAUCAGAAAGGAAUGAAAUCGAUGAACAUGUUGGUGUUUCCUGGGACGGAUUUGUUGCAGAAGCAACUGCUUAAACAAGAACCCAAUGAUGCUAUAAAAGGUUCUGAUUCAAGAGAUAAUCUGUGCCUCUCACCGGCUCCAAUAGAGAAAACUGAAGCUGAAUCACCUAUAGAGCAGAAGGAAGAAAAUGCUUGUAAGGUUGAAUCAGACUGCAAUUAUGAGGAUAAGGCUAGUGUUCAUGCAUCUUCUCCUUUAACCACUACUAAUGAUAGUACUGAAGAUAGUGGUCCCGAUACUGCUCUUAAACCUGGCACCCAACUCUCUGGAGAGAAUACCCCUGUCAAUUCUGAACUGAUCAAAGACAAUGGGGGAUCUCCUGGCUCUUCUAUAGAAAGCUCUGCGUUGGAUUCUUCAGCCAAAUCUGAUACCCUCUCUUCGGCUGAUAAUUUGACUGAUGAUGCACAUAAAAUGAACAUAGAUGUGUCAAAUCCCAGUUCUAAUCUUGAAGUUCCGGGUGAAAUGUCGAAGGACACUGUUGAGGACGUUGGUGUUGAUCAGGAUCCUGUUUGUGUUUCUAAUGACUGCCGUGCUGAUGAGAAUUCAAUGCUAAACAAAAAUGAUCAAGAUAGCACUUUGGUUGAGAUUCCGAAGAUACAGCAUAGUCCUGUUCAGGAAGUCUCGCUUCAUGAUGGCAGGGAUUCCUCUGCAGAAGAUUGUGAUGGGGUUGUUCCUGAUGGUGUUCCAAACAAUGGUAUUCCUGAAAGUGGACCUAGUUCAGUUGAAGUAACUGUUACUGCAAAUGGUUUUGAGACAGUUUGUAUUGAGCAGAAUCCUGCGACUGAUAUUUUGCCUUCCUACGAUGAGGACUCAACUACAGUGGUCUACUCCAACUUGAACAAGCCAGUUGGAAUUGCUGCUGGAAAAGACUUGCCUGUGUCCGCUGAAACUGUUGGUGAUGCUAAAGUUGCAAAUGAUCUGACUUGCAAUUCUGCUUAUCUUGAUGAAGUAAUACCCACAGUUGGUAAUGUAAAUAAUGACACUGGAACUGAUGUGAAAGCCUGUCAUUCUGAAAAUGCUCACGAGUCUGUGAAUGGAGUUGCAUCAGGUAAUGGAUUAGAAGAAGUGAGGAAGCUAGAUAUUGGUUCUGAUUUUGAAAGUGGGGUGGAUCAUGAAGUCACUCCGACCAAGACCAGUCUGACUUCUGAGAACAGGGCAGCAAUGGAAAAUGGACUUCCCAUUGCAUCAGGAUCUUGCGGAGCAGAAAUUGCCCCUUUGAAUGAGGAAGUCGAUUCUUUAAGUAAACAUACAUCUGUAGAUAAUUCAGCAGUGAUUUUGAGCAAUUCACUGGCUAAAAAAUCUGCAGAACUUGAAGAUACUUUGGAUGCUAAUACCGAACCCUCUGGUCACUUGAGCCCUCAGUUAAGCAAUCAGAGUAAAACUACCGGAAGUGAAGUAAUCGGAACUGAAACUGUUGUUCAACUUGAAAAAGUAGCAGACAUGGCUCCAAAUUCUUCUUAG
Molecule: messenger RNA, 4458 nt
Organism: Oldenlandia corymbosa var. corymbosa
Lineage: Eukaryota; Viridiplantae; Streptophyta; Magnoliopsida; Gentianales; Rubiaceae
Source: the annotation of a GenBank genome assembly